This is a messenger RNA of Cyprinus carpio (common carp), 2595 nucleotides long. RefSeq names its product WRN helicase interacting protein 1 (gene wrnip1). Gene Ontology annotation, cellular component: nucleus. NCBI's taxonomy places the organism in Eukaryota, Metazoa, Chordata, Actinopteri, Cypriniformes, Cyprinidae. Gene Ontology annotation, biological process: DNA repair; DNA-templated DNA replication; regulation of DNA repair. Gene Ontology annotation, molecular function: ATP hydrolysis activity; DNA binding; single-stranded DNA helicase activity. The record is from RefSeq and is a predicted model, not a curated record.
AAUCGAUGUAGACUUCUGUCGAAUCUGUUUCUCGCUGUAGUUAGUGAACAAAUCGUGCAGGGAACACCGUCAGGAUGUUUUAGAAGUUUAACUGAAGGUCUGAUUGAUUCAGAAAGUUGUGGCUGCGGUUCGAAGUUCAUGUGGAAGUGUGCUGUGUCAGUAAAGAAGAAUAUCGCGAGAUUACAAUAACCCCCUGCGUCAUAAACUCUCGGAAGAGCGCUCUUUUUUUUACUACACGUGGAUAAAUGUCUGUGAGAGCUUAGUGAAUAAACAGGGGAUACCGCGCGACGAUGGCGGAGAAAGUGUCAGACAGUGUUACAGUAAAGUGUCCGGUUUGCGCCGGUGACUUUGAUCCGGACAGAAUCAACGCGCACUUGGACGAGUGUUUACAGAGCGGUGAUGUUCUUCAUCACACAGCAGCUCAAGAUGAACCAUCGGGACCUCCGUCCAAAAAGGCCCGCACUAACACCCCAGACGCCCAUCCAGCUGCUGCAGUCUUCUCCGUGUUCCAGUCCAGACCCAAAGCGAGCGACCAGAAACAGAGGACCGAACCAGAAAGCUCUGCUCCAGGGCUGGGAGUGAUGCUGGAGAAACCCGAGUGUGCAGAUGGAGCUGGUGCAUCUCCACCAAGAGCGCUGAGGCUGAACAAUCACAAACCCUUGGCAGAAGUCUUGAGACCCAGCUCUCUGGAGGAGUAUUUCGGGCAGAACAAGCUGCUCGGAGAGCAGACCCUGCUCAGAUCCCUGCUGCAGUCACAGGAGAUCCCGUCUCUCAUCCUCUGGGGGCCACCCGGCUGUGGAAAGACCACUUUGGCCCAUAUUAUCGCCAGUUCUGUUAAGAAGAAAGGCACGGGACGUUUCGUGACGCUCUCGGCCACCAGUGCGUCCACCAGCGACGUGCGAGAGGUCAUCAAACAGGCCCAGAAUGAGCUGCGUCUGUUUAAGAGAAAGACCAUUCUGUUCAUCGAUGAGAUACAUCGCUUUAACAAAUCCCAGCAGGACACCUUCUUGCCUCACGUGGAGUGCGGGACGAUCACUCUUAUUGGCGCCACCACAGAGAACCCGUCCUUCCAGGUCAACAGCGCGCUCCUGAGCCGCUGCAGGGUUCUGGUUCUGGAACGGCUGUCGGUGGAAGCGAUGGGCUCGAUCCUGCGCCGGGCUGUAGACUUUCUGGAACUGCAGGUGUUGGACGAGGAUGCUGUGGAGCGGGACGCUUCAGCGAUCUGCUCAGAGCCUGAGCUCGGUGUGCUGUCUGUGUCCAGAUCUCAGGUGUGUAUCGAGCAGAAGGCGCUGGACACGGUGGCGUACCUGUGUGACGGAGACGCUCGAGUCGCUCUCAACGGUCUGCAGCUGGCGGUGCAGGCGUGUGUCGCGCAGGUGCGCACCGCUUCAUCCAAACCCCAGCCAAUAACAGUGCGUGAGCAGCACAUUAAAGAAGGACUUCAGAGAUCCCACAUCCUUUAUGAUAAAGCAGGUGAGGAGCACUAUAACUGCAUCUCAGCCCUGCACAAGUCCAUGCGAGGCUCCGAGCCCAACGCUGCCCUCUACUGGCUGGCCAGAAUGCUGGAGGGCGGCGAGGACCCGCUGUAUGUGGCCCGCAGACUCGUCCGCUUCGCCAGCGAGGAUAUCGGUCUGGCAGACCCGGCGGCGCUCACUCAAGCCGUAUCAGCGUUUCAGGCCUGUCACUUCAUCGGCAUGCCUGAGUGUGAGGUCAUUCUGGCACAGUGUGUGGUUUAUAUGGCCCGAGCGCCCAAGUCUGUGGAGGUGUACAAGGCCUAUAACAACGUCAAGUCCUGUCUGAGGAGCCAUCAGGGUCCGUUACCGUCCGUUCCCCUCCACCUGCGCAACGCUCCCACCAAACUGAUGAAGAAUCUGGGCUACGCCAAAGGAUACAAAUACAACCCAGACUGCAGAGGACCUGUGCAGCAAGAAUAUCUUCCCGAGGAACUGCGCGGUGUCAACUUCUUCACCUGGACGCCCCCCAGUCUAUGACUGAUUGUCUUUCUAUGUUUGGAGUUCUGCUGUUGCCUUUAUCACUGUUGCUGUAUCUCAUACUUAUCACAGCGAGAUUUCACGCCGUUGGUCCAUAUUGUGAAUGAAUAAAUAUACAUUUGCUUAUAUUAUACAGAGUUUUAUGUAAAACAUGAAGAUUGCAGCAACUGAUUUCCAUUUUUAUCUCAGGUAAGUAUGAAAUUAAUAAAUAGAAACAAUGAGAUUGUACUUUUUAGUGCAUAAAAAUACUGGUGAUUUGGCUUUACUCUCAAAUACACACUAGAGGACGAGACUUACAGGAAACAGUUAUUAGUGACAUUUAUAUUAGUUUGGCUUCUGCUUCCUUUGGUUUCCUCCAAUAUUCGAAAGUUGCAUCCCUGACAGUUCAUGUUUCAGCUCCAUUAAAUGUUUGCACUGUUGUUUAACACUCUUAGCUACAAGCACGCAAUAAUGUUGUUUAUCAGCAUAUGCUUUACUGAAAUCUUUCUUUUUCUGCACUGAAGAUGUUGCACUUACAAAUCAUUUUGAAUUUCAAGUCAAGUUGACUGACCGUGCUGAGGUCAGUGUAAUUUUCACCCGUCAUUAAAAGGAUCGUUCAUCUAAA